Messenger RNA from Centropristis striata (black sea bass), 5629 nucleotides. It is a transcript of the gene slkb, whose product is annotated as STE20-like kinase b. NCBI's taxonomy places the organism in Eukaryota, Metazoa, Chordata, Actinopteri, Perciformes, Serranidae. The transcript has 18 exons. The record is from RefSeq and is a predicted model, not a curated record. Gene Ontology annotation, molecular function: protein serine/threonine kinase activity; ATP binding; protein binding. Gene Ontology annotation, biological process: protein phosphorylation. Bases 563 to 3628 code for a protein of 1021 amino acids.
UCUCACACUAAGGGAAAGAUGACUGUUUUUAUCGGCUAAGCUAAUGUAAUUGUGCGGACAAACUAUACCCGUUUUCAGUCUCAAGGAAACUAAUGAAUCCUUCUGUGGAAUACAACUAUUUGAAAGGACGCCUUACUCAUCCUUUUUUCUCUCUUUUGGUUGAGAAAGAGCCCCACAGGGGUGUCGGGCCAGUGGGUAGUCAGGAGUUGGAACAACGACGAGCUUCCCUUACUACUUUGCAUUAAAAUAAAGACUUUUUUCUGCGGAUAUUACAUGCUAGGGCACGUCUGCGUUAACCGUUGGCUAUUAAUUUAGGGGUUUACAAUGUCCCAAAGAGAAAGCUAUUCUCUGGACUGGCCAAACAGUGUGAGCGGCUAGGCUAGGCUGUGGUCCGAACUAUUAUGAAAGCUGCUCUCUGUGUUGACCAAGCGGAUAUUUAUAACUAAUGGGAUACUUUAAAGACUCGUGCUGAAGUUAACCGUUCAAGGAAACCCACACUACUUUGGCGUUUUAAAGUUGAAUUCCUUUAUUAACUUUCUAAUUGAAUGACCCAGGAUUCAACAUGGCAUUUUUUAAUUUUCGUAAAAUAUUUAAAUUGGGAGCUGAGAAGAAGAAGAAACAGUAUGAACACGUGCGUAGAGAUGAAAACCCCGAAGAAGUAUGGGACAUAAUCGGUGAAUUGGGAGAUGGAGCCUUUGGAAAAGUGUUCAAGGCUCAAAACAAGCAAACAGGAAUUCUAGCUGCAGCCAAAGUUAUUGACACAAAGACCGAGGAGGAGCUGGAGGACUACAUGGUGGAGAUUGACAUCCUGGCCUCCUGCGACCACCAAAACAUUGUCAAGCUGCUCGACGCUUUCUAUUAUGAGAGCAAACUCUGGAUCCUCAUUGAGUUCUGUGCAGGAGGGGCUGUGGAUGCAGUCAUGCUAGAACUGGAGAGACCCCUGACAGAGCCUCAGAUCCGGGUGGUGUGUAGGCAGACUCUACAGGCCCUCGUCUACCUCCACGACAGCAAAAUCAUCCACAGAGACCUGAAGGCUGGCAACAUCCUCCUCACGCUGAACGGUGAUGUCAAGCUGGCUGACUUUGGUGUGUCUGCCAAAAACACCAAAACCCUGCAGAGGAGAGACUCUUUCAUUGGAACGCCGUACUGGAUGGCUCCAGAGGUGGUGAUGUGUGAGACGUCCAAGGACCGUCCAUAUGACUACAAGGCUGAUAUCUGGUCCCUCGGGGUCACCUUGAUUGAGCUGGCACAGGUUGAGCCACCAAAUCACGAGAUGAACCCCAUGAGAGUCCUGCUGAAAAUAGCCAAAGCAGAUCCUCCUACACUGAUGCAGCCGUCACGCUGGUCCCCAGAAUUCAGUGAUUUCUUAAAGCGGUGUCUGGACAAGCAUGUGGACAACAGAUGGACUGCACCGCAGCUGCUACAGCAUUCAUUUGUGUCAAGUGUGACAGACAGCAGGCCCCUGAGGGAGCUCAUAGCUGAGGCGAAGGCUGAGGUCACAGAGGAGAUUGAAGACCACAAAGAGGAAGAAGAGGAGGAAGAUACAGAAGCACACCUGGGCCACAAACGUGCUCCGUCUGAUGUCAGUGUCGCCAGCUCAGAGGAUGAGAAGAUUCCUCUCUCUCCCUCCGUCUUGGAAUCGGUUCCUGAGAAGACUGAGCCAAUUGUGUCCGUGCCUACACCCACUGAGCUCCCUGUGGCCAACCAUGUGGUGGACACCAGCUCCAUUGAGGAGCCUGCUGCCCCUGCAGCCGGGGAGCAGACUUCCAACACUCCAGUUGAGGAUGAAGGGGUAGUGGAGACGCCAGUGGAGACGCCAGUGGAGACGCCAGUGGAGACGCCAGUGGAGACGCCAGUGGAGACACCAGUGGAGACACCAGUGGAGGAAAAGCCUCCAGAAGCAGAAGAAGAUGUUGCCUCACCAGAACCAGAGACUGAACCAGAGGCCCCUGCUAAGGAAAUGCAGCAGCUAGAGAUCGCAGUAGAGGAUGAAAAGGAAGUGGACACAGCCGAGGUUGCAGCCAAUCCACUUGCUGGCACAGAGAGUUUAGAGGUCACGGAGUCUCCUUUGGAGGAAAACAUGGCAGUUGUGGAGGAAUCAAACGUGCCAGCAGAGGAGGAAAAGGACAAGUACAAACAUCUCAAGGUGACAUUGACACUACCAGAGCAAGAUAAAGUUGUUCCAAAAGAGGAGAACGGAGAAAAGGAGAAAACGGUCGCAGACAAAGCUAAAGAUGAAAAAGAGAGGGAUUCAGACUCGGGGAGCGGCUCAGCUGCAGAUAACAGCAGCGUAGACCUCAAUCUGUCCAUCUCAAGCUUCCUGUCCAAAACAAAAGAGCCUGGAUCUGUUUCCAUACAGGACAACAAGCGUCAGAAGAAAACACUGAAAAAGACUCGCAAAUUCAUUGUGGAUGGAGUGGAAGUUAGCGUGACUACUUCAAAGAUCAUCACUGACAAUGACACAAAGAACGAGGAGAUGAGAUUCCUAAGGCGUCAGGAGCUGAGGGAGCUGCGUCUCCUGCAGAAAGAGGAGCAGAGGGCCCAGCAGCAGCUCAGCAACAAGCUGCAGCAGCAAAAAGAACAGAUUUACCGGCGCUUUGAACAGGAGACCACGAGUAAGAAGCGUCAGUACGACCAGGAAGUGGAGAACCUGGAGCGUCAGCAGAAACAGACCAUCGAGAAGCUGGAACAGGAGCACACCAACCGGCUGAGAGACGAGGCCAAACGCAUCAAAGCUGAGCAGGACAAAGAACUCGCCAAGUACCAGAACAUGCUGAAAAACCGCAAGAAAGAGGAACAAGAGUUUCUUCAGAAGCAACAGCAGGAUCUGGACAGCGCUCUGAAAAAGAUUAUCCAGCAACACAAACAUGAGCUCGCCACCAUCGAGAGAGACUGCCUCAACCACAAGCAGCAGCUUCUCAGAGCGCGGGAGGCUGCCAUGUGGGAGCUGGAAGAGCGCCAUCUGCAGGAGAAACACCAGCUGUUCAAACAGCAGCUUAAAGACCAGUACUUCAUGCAGAGACAUCAGCUGCUGAAGAGACAUGAGAAGGAGAUGGAGCAGAUGCAGCGCUACAACCAGCGUCUGAUCGAGGAGCUGAAGAACAAGCAGACACAGGAGAGAACCAGACUGCCCAAGAUUCAGCGCAGCGAGGCCAAGACCCGCAUGGCCAUGUUCAAGAAGAGCCUUCGUAUCACUGGAGCUUUCAUCACCCCAGAGCAGGAGAGGGAGAAGGUCAAACAGUUUGCAGCCCAGGAAGAGAAGAGACAAAAGAACGAGAGGCUCCAUCAGCAGCAGAAACAUGAAAACCAGAUGAGAGACCUGCAGCUGCAGUGUGACGCCAACAUCCGAGAGCUGCAGCAGCUGCAGAACGAGAAGUGCCACCUGCUCAUCGAACAUGAAACCCAGAAGCUGAAGGAGCUGGAUGAGGAGCACAGCAUGGAGCUGAAGGAGUGGAGGGAGAAGCUACGACCCAGGAAGAAGGCCCUGGAGGAGGAGUUUGCCAGAAAACUUCAGGAACAAGAAGUGUUCUUCAAGAUGACCGGAGAGUCGGAGUGCCUUAACCCCUCCACCCAGAGCCGCAUCUCUAAGUUCUACCCGAUCCCCAGUGUCCAGUCCACUGGUUUCUAGUUGAAACCUAUGCACAAACACACACACACACAUACACACACACACACACACACACACACACACACACAUACACACACACAUACACCGUGCACAUGGACACGAUGAGCGCACAAACACCGACAGUAAAGACCGAGCCUGUGCUGCCUUGUCCUCACCCUCUGAAAACUGAUGGAGGGUGUUAGAAGCAUUUCUGUUUCUGGACUUCUUUUGUCAUAUUUUCACACUAUUUGUAAUUUUGAAGGAAUAAUUAUGAAGGAGAUUUACAGAUUCAUUGUUCAGGUCCUCACCUCAAAACCACUAAAGUGAAGUAGCUCAACCUUCUUUUGUGAUUGAAAUGUUUUUAUAAAGCAUCCAGUGCCUGUAGAAUUUGAUGUUUUUGACUUUAAAAUAUGAGCAAUUUCUGAUUAUUAUUUGCUGCUCAAUUUUUCUCUCAUUUAGACAUUUGCACUAAAAAGGAUAUCAUUUUUUAUACCACUUAAACAUAAUGUCGAUAGUUUAAUUUGGUUAAAUAUUAAAUUGAAACCAUAUCAUUUAUAAUUGAUCGUAAUAUAGAAUGUAUUUCUGCUAAAAGAGAGAGAAAGAGCACAUUUAAUAUCACUUUUGAAGGAAUGAUGAUACAGUAUAUUUUUAAUAAGUGACAUAUCUCUGUGUUAGGUAGGUUGUGAUGAAUUAGUGGUUCAAGUAAUGCAUGCUUUUAAAACAAGCUUUAGGAAGUUUUUCCAGCAGAAAUGAUUUCUUCUUUCAGGGUUUUUCUUCAGAAUGCCUUCCUGUCUUGAGCACAUGACUUGAGAUUACUAUGGCAACAAGCAGUGGUGAAAACCAUACGUUGCCGUGUUGCAUACAGUAGAGAUGGUGUUUACAUACAGAGACAAAGCAUCACUGUUAGUUGGACACUACGGAGAUCACUGUGGUGGCAGAAACAAAGAGUGUCAAACAAGCAUUUACGCACCAGAUUGUUGGUCUGGUUGUUAUUUUUUAGUAAACACCACUUUAUUAUUGUCGAGCAAAAACAAUGUAUCUAUAGGAUCGGUAUUCAGGGAUGAAUAAAGCAUUUAAUGAUGUCAAGUCUGGAAAUGAUAUACCAGUAGUAAUAGUUUCCCAGGCCCGAGUGUCACGAAACAAACUGUUAAUGUGCAGUUCCAGAUGAUGAUGAUAUUUCUAUUUGCUUUGGUUUUCUGCAUAUUGUUGCUACCAGGUGUAUCAUGGAUAGGCCUGCAUGGCUUUUCUUCCUACUUUUUAAUGAAGUACUGUUUUAAUUGUCGUGCUAGCUAAUAGCCUUAAUACUCCAAAACAGCUGUAUGGAUAUAUACUGUGUACCUGAUAUGACCGCCUUUAAACAUUUUGGUCAGACUGUAGGUUCUAUGCUGGCUCGCCAACUUAAUGUUCUGUUCUCUGACUGUAUGAAGCAAAUCAACUACAUCAGAAUGAUCACAUCUGUAUUCAAAGAAACAAAGAGAACAUGAGCUCUUAGCAUUUUUUUUAUUUAGGCUGAUGUAUUGUGAAUGAUGUCAAAGCAAUUUGAUGCAGUUGUAAAAACAAAUGUUCAAAAAAUGGACCUGACUGGUUUAGGCCAUCUUGACUUGUGAUUGGUUCAUUUUUUCAUCUCAUUUUCUUUAUGAUUGGCUGUUAAGAGUUAGUGGGAGGUAUUUAAUAACUGAACUGUUAUGUACAAAAAUUGCAACGGAGUGCUGUGCACCUUUUUACAAAACUUUCUCAAACUAUUUAUAUGAAACUGUACCACCCACACUGCAGCGUGUGUACUGUAGCUUAUUCACUCCUCAGAGGUUUGCAGAAUACAAAAAUAUAAUUACAAAAUUAAUCCUGUCAGUUCUUGUUCUGUUGGUCAGUUAGUCUACAAAAAAAUAUGAAAUUCUGAAUGUUGACUAAACAAUGAUAUCCAUAUCAAAAUCAUUAUGCAUUUUUUAAAUAAAUGUAUAGUUUUUAGAAUACCUGUGUAAUGUAGAUUUUCAUUUUGCUGUAAAUAAACAUUUUCCUCUGUAU